AAGGAGGGCCUCGGUGUUAGCAACCAUUUGGAUAGACACCAAAAGGACGUUUUAGAGCGAUGCUCCGUGCUCGUGAUUGAGCCCCAGGUGAAAAGUAUACGAGAUGAAGUCGGGAUCGUCAUUCGAUACUACUUCGUCAAUCACGAAGGACAAAGCAUUUUCUGGUUACACGAGGUUGACUUUACGCUGUUUAACCUCGAGGGCGUCUCAAAGAUGUCCCACAAGAAAUUUGGUAUAGCUGCGCAUUACUGGAAACAUUGCAUGAUAUAUCCAGUAGGUUGCACGGUUAACGACGAACUCUUGGAUGGUAUCAAGAACAUCAUACUUUACGCUAAGUGCAAUUAUACCUCGGCAAACACUGCGGGACACCUCAUCAGCAUCGGCGAAGUAGACACGUAUUUGUCUGUCGUCGCUAACCUUCAGCUACGACUACAAGGGGAACCCAUGCCGCAUGCGCAGUUGGUCGUAUCAUGCAUAAUAUCACAAGUGAACUAAAUGAUGUUAAGUUACCAGCAUACAACCAGUUUAUGAACUUUCAUGGACAAAGCAAUGCACGGCUCCACGAUGAAGAUGUCUACUGGUGGAUUUCAGGCUGGAACUAUUAUCCGUCGUUGUGGAUAACGUUCUUGUCGUGGUUUCUUUUCCGUGCGCCAAAGGCAUACGUCACCACCCUCCACGACAUCUAUUUGGAUAAAAUAGCCGACGGGUACUAUACGUGGAACGAGUUCAUUGCGCAUCUGAAUAGGCAACUUCAGGAAUUCAACCUUCUUGCUACGGUAUUAUUAAAUGCUAAUGUCGGAUUUCUUUCAAUUCAAAGCGUGGACAAGGGCAAUAACGGUCAAAAGUCGUUUACACAAAUCGCGAGCUACUGGUCGUUAUCAGCAAGCGUUGGAUGUAUCUUGCUCGGUACAUUUCUUGUCCGUUUCCAUCAAGGCGAGGGUCAUAAGGAUGCCGUGGCAGUGGCCACAUUCUUGAAGAGAAUUCAUUCUCGUAAACGCGGUUUGGAACAGUUAGCCAUAGUUUAUAGUCUGCCUUAUGCUCUCUUGAUGUGGAGCCUCCUCUUCUUUUCCGUUGCUUUUAUCACCGAGGCAUACCGAGCGGGGGACCGAUCCGACAUAAUCUCUUUGGGAGUAAUCGUUGGGCUCACGUUUUACCUCGUUUUCUAUGGAACAUUCUCGAUUCUCUACGGCUCACACAAUACGAGGGUCAUGGGCCUCAGAUUGCCGCAAGUUCGCCUGAAACUUGCUCCUUCUACCUGGGCUAGCAAGCUUUCUUCUUUGAGUUCUCCCUUCCGCUCUACGUGGUCGAAACUCUUUGCUAAAGCAAAAGUGGCACAAAGAGCGUCUGAGAUGGCUCCCACUGGGUCAACCACAAGCGACAUCCAACUAGACGAUCUGGAAGCGCCAUCUCAGUCCCAACCCGAAGCUUUUACCAUUGAAGAAGUGUCAUGGGGUAUCGCUGUCGUGUCUCGAAAUUAAC
Coniophora puteana RWD-64-598 SS2 is the source of this 1479-nucleotide messenger RNA. RefSeq lists its product as uncharacterized. The transcript has 10 exons. The coding region runs from base 471 to 1478 and encodes 335 amino acids. NCBI's taxonomy places the organism in Eukaryota, Fungi, Basidiomycota, Agaricomycetes, Boletales, Coniophoraceae. The record is from RefSeq and is a predicted model, not a curated record.